This is a messenger RNA of Penicillium taxi, 2055 nucleotides long. RefSeq names its product glutaminase family protein. The transcript is spliced from 2 exons. Lineage: Eukaryota; Fungi; Ascomycota; Eurotiomycetes; Eurotiales; Aspergillaceae. The record is from RefSeq and is a predicted model, not a curated record. The coding region runs from base 1 to 2055 and encodes 684 amino acids.
AUGUUUUCAGGCGUCAUCAAGGCACUUGCCUUGUUGAGUUCAUACCUCACUGUAGGUGGUGAUGCUAUCACUUAUUCUCCUUUGAAGGCUCCGUCAUAUCCAUUGGCUGUGCGCAGCCCAUAUCUGUCAGCAUGGAUACCAGGAAACUCGGUAGCAUCAUUUCCAAACACCAAUGCGCAGUUUUGGUCCGGCAAUAGCCUCAUUUGGACUGUGAUAGCACGUGUGGAUGGCACUACGUACAACCUGUUCGGCGUGGCUAGCCCUAAUAGUGGCACAAAAUCAGCCACAGUCACUGCGGCCACUUACACAUCAACCCAUUCGACAUUCCAGGUGACUGCUGGAUCGCGCUCAUUUACUCUGGACUUUUUCUCGCCCGUAUCGCCAAAAAACUAUCUGCGUCAAUCGCUGCCAUUUUCCUAUCUUACAGUUACUCUAGCUGCUGGCUCUUCGAGUUCUGUGCAAAUUUACUCUGAUAUUGACUCGAGCUGGACUGGCCAAACAAGUGAUUCUAGCUGGAGUUAUUCCACAAAUGGAUCGACAGAUAUUUUUCAGAUCGAGACAGUUGGCGCGUCCACCUACUCUCAAAAUAGCAACUCACAGGCUCUAUGGGGAAGCGCUGUAUACGCCUCCCGCCCGUCGGGGAGCAGCAGCCUUUCCACUGGAGCCGGUCCUCGGGUUUCGACGAGAGAGCUCUUCGUCAACAAUGGAAAACUGGAUGGCAACCAUGCAAACUGGGCUUCUGGAUCAGUUGUAGCAUUUGCCCACGAUUUGGGUAAAACUGCUGCUUCCUCGGCAGUUACUUUUGCGAUUGGUCAUGUCCGCGAAGAAUCUAUCAACUUUCUGGGGACUACGCAGACUGGGUACUAUCGAGCAACUUAUGCUGACACAGUUGAUGCCGUCUCACACUUCCUCGAUGACUAUUCGGCCGCCAAUACUGAGUCUACAGCUUUCGAUAAACUGAUUCAGAAAACGGGAUUGUCCAGCUACGGGUCAAACUAUUCCGAUAUCCUCGCACUCACUGUGCGACAAGUCUACGGUGCCAUCGAAGUGACAGUUCCUCUCGAAUCGUUUGACACCAGCAGCACCCGCGCCUUUAUCAAGGAGAUCUCAAGUGAUGGAAACAUUAACACCAUAGAUGUGAUCUACGCAGCAUUCCCAAUCUUUUAUGUUCUGAGCCCCAACUAUAUUAAGCUGCUUCUCGGUCCAGUAUUCGAAUACCAGGCCAGUGACGCUUACUCCAAGUCAUACGCAGUCCAUGAUUUGGGUGCAAAUUAUCCAAAUGCAACAGGCCACCUCUCCAACGGCGAGUCAAUGCCAAUUGAAGAGAGCGGUAAUCUGAUUCUCUUGACCUAUGCUUAUCAGAAAGCCAGUGGGAACACAGAUCUCUCGACAACUUAUGCAUCCCAACUGAAGCAGUAUGCAGAAUAUCUCUAUGAGCAUGGUUUAUAUCCAAGCUCCCAACUAUCUCUAAAUGAUGCUCUGGGUGCACUUGCAAAUCAAACCAACCUGGCGGUCAAGGCUGUGGUUGGCCUUGCGAGCUACGAUGCAUUGUUUGACGAAACAACUUACACCACUACUGCAAAAGAAUGGGGUACAAAGAUUUGGACAGACCGCCUCGGAACUGACGCUAACGGCACUCACUUCCUGAUCCAAUACGAUACAAACCCUUGGUUCCUUGUCUUCAAUCACUAUGCGGACAAGUUGUUUGACUUGAAUGUCUUCCCCACUGCGGUUUAUACAGCCACCACAAAGUUCUACCCCACUGUACGGGAGACCGCAGGUGUUCCACUGGAUGGCUCAUUAGGCUGGGGCCAAACAAACUGGCAGUCAUUCGUAGCGGCGACAGUCACCGGAAAUGCCCGGGACAUCUUCAUCAAUGAUCUUCACGCCUAUAUCUCGAAUGGACUGAGUACAGCUCCUUUCUCGGAUCGAUACUGGGUCACUUCCGGUAGCGGGCAUACAGCUGGACAAUCCUAUGAUUUCCGUGCUAGACCCGCAGUUGGCAGCCACUUUGCUCUCGCAGGUUUGUCUAGUGCUAACAUUUGGUCUUCUUGA